Setaria italica (foxtail millet) is the source of this 954-nucleotide messenger RNA. Its product is annotated as putative peptidyl-tRNA hydrolase PTRHD1. Lineage: Eukaryota; Viridiplantae; Streptophyta; Magnoliopsida; Poales; Poaceae. Gene Ontology annotation, molecular function: peptidyl-tRNA hydrolase activity. The transcript is spliced from 2 exons. Bases 148 to 711 code for a protein of 187 amino acids. The record is from RefSeq and is a predicted model, not a curated record.
AGAUCUUUUUUCCUUAGGCAAACAAAAUUAGGAAACUAGAGCACGAAUCCUAAAGCAGAUCUAACAGCUGGAAAUUCUGCAACCGAGAGAAACUAACUGUACAGGGCUGAAGGGGGUAUUAGCAACAGGAAGCCCAAGUUGAGAGGUAUGCUGAGCCUCCUCCCCCUUCGCCUGCCAUCCCCGGUAGCCGCCACAGCCCCGACCACCGCCUUCCUCCUCCCGGCGCUCACCAGGGUCUCCCUCCGCCGAACCCCGCCGAGAUCCAAUAUGAGCGCCUCCGCCGCCGCGCCGGACUCUGCGGCUUCGAACCCUGCUACCACCGCCGCCGGCGGCGAGGAAGGCGGGAAGGAGGCGGUGGACGUGCUGGUCCAGUACGUCGUGCUGCGGCGCGACCUGGCGGACGCGUGGCCGAUGGGGAGCGUGGUGGCGCAGGGGUGCCACGCCGCAGUGGCCGCCGUGUGGGCGCACCGCGACCACCCGGACACCGCCGCCUACUGCGCGCCCGACAACCUCGACCGGAUGCACAAGGUAACAUUGGAGGUGAAAGGAGAGACACAGCUGAAGAACUUGGCUGAGAAGCUGCAAGCAGCUGGUGUCCGGCAUAAGCUGUGGAUAGAACAACCCGAGAACAUCCCAACAUGCAUAGCCACAGCCCCCUGCCCAAAGUCCCAGAUUUCUUCAUUCUUCAAGAAGCUCAAGCUAUGCAAAUGAGCUGAGCACCUCUUGUUUUUCAUCCUCUUACUGCCACCAGAGAGAUUCAUCAAAGGUUUGGAAGUUGCCAAUGUACCGAUUGUACUUAUCCCAGCAAUUCAUUGAGUUGGGUAAAAUGAUGAUGUAUUUGUAGAGAGAUGACAUUUGUCUUCAAUUAUUUUAGGCCGUUUUCAAAUUAACAUGAAUCAAGUCUUGUAGCUAAUAUGUUUCAGCUAAUGAAGUACAUUCGUGCAUUUAGAAUAA